AUGCAUCCGCCCAAACCCUGGUCUAAAACAACUGAACCAACAUCUUAUGAUCAAAUCUAUAAAUUUCUCGAACAAGAACUUAAUGAAUGUGCAGCCUACAUUGAUGAUAUUGAAAGUGACUACUAUGACGAGACAUCAGCAUCCGUAAAUAUCAAACCUAAAGCCCAAACAGCUAGACGAUCACAAGCUGUCAAUGCACUUAUUGCCUGGUCAGCUCCGUUAAAUGAAUUACGUAAUGCACGUUUAUUAAGUGAUCUUCGUAAUGGAAAAACAGUACGAGAUCUAUUAAAUGAAGCGCGAACAGGUAAUUUCGGUGAUUCAAUAUCUGAUGAAAGUGUAAAUUUAAUGAAACGUAUUAUGGAAAAAACAACCGAUCAACUUCAAUCAAAAAUGCUUGUUUUAACAAAUAAAUUACAUGAAUGUACAAAUUUAAUGGAACAAUAUUUUCUUUCAUUUUAUGAUAUUGAAAAUAUUCAAGAAGUUGUUCAAAAACGAAAAAAUGAUAGACCACCUGAUGAAUAUGUUGAAACUGCGUAUACAUAUGAAAAAUCUCGUUGGACACAUAUAUUUCAAGUGAAUAAAUCUUUGAAGAUUGUAUCUGAAAUGCAACAACGUAUUGAAGAUCAAAAAGGAAUUUUUAUAUCAUCUUUAUCAAAAGAAUGUCAAGAAUUAGCUGUUCGUUGUGAUUGUACAUCACUUUCAUAUAUAUUUGCAUUACCAGAAUGCUAUAUUGAAGCUCGUCGAGCUGUAGCUGCUCUUCGAACAUGGUUGAAUGAAGAUACAAAAUAUACAUCAUUCAUACAAACAUCUUUGAAAGUACUUGAUGAUAAAUAUGUUAAUGCAAAAAAAGAUUUUGAAUUCGGUAAAGCACAUCUUAGUCAUGUUGAACAUCGAAUUGAUGCAUUUCAACUACAAUUAAGUAAAACUGAACAAGAAAAUGAAAUAAAUACUAAAAAACUUGAGGAACUUGAAGAACGUCUAGAUGUAAAAGAACGUGAAUAUUUAUCAAAACGUUUAACAAGUGAAGUCUAUGAAGAUCAACUAAAAAAAAUGUUACAACAAGCUGAAGAAUCAAACGAUGGUGUUGAUAAUCGUUUAUCGAUUGAAAGAUUUCAACAAGAAAUUAAACAAUUUUCAAGAGAAUUACCGAAAUUAAAAUCACAAAUGGAAACGGUUAAAGGACGUAUUGAUUUUUUUAAACAACGUAAACAAGAAUUAGCAACGAUGCGUACUGAAAAUAAACGACUUCAACAAGAAGUACAAGCAGCAUUAGAAGAGAAAAUUCUUAAAGAAAAUGAAUUUAAUCGUGUUAUUAGUUGUCGAGAUAUUAUGCGAAAUAUAUUUCGAUGCCGUUCUACAAAUGAUUUACCACAGAAAAUCUUCUAUUCUUUACCUUUAAGAUCAAAACGUGUAGGCGAAACUAACAAUGACGAUCUUGCUAAAGCCAUGCGUCUUGCAUCGAAUAAUAUUGGCCGAGAUUGGACUCGACUGUAUUGGGAAUUACCAUUUUAUCCAGCACGUGGUCAAGAAGAAAUAUCGAAAGAUAUUGAAUAUAUUGAUGAUAAAUAUCAUCGUGGGGAUGUAUUUCAAGCUCAAGCAACAGAUGCAUUAAAUAAAUGGCGACGUCUUCAUACACGUGCAGUUCUUGAUGAUUUAGUUCAAGCACUUCGUAAAGCACGUCGUUUGGAUAUAGUACACACAAUUGAACGACGUAUACUUAAACCAAAACAUUCAAUAACUGAUAUACAUGAAGAUAUUGAUCCACGAAAAAAAGAAAUUGAUGAUUUAAAUAGGAAAUUAAAUCAUUUAUUUGAUAAAAUUAAAUCAGGGUCUAUUGUUACACAUGAAACAUAUGCUUAUUCAACUAUUGGCAUUGCCCCGUUAAGACCGGUUAGAAGACACCGACCUUUGGUUAAACAUUGA
Adineta steineri is the source of this 1923-nucleotide messenger RNA. The record is from the annotation of a GenBank genome assembly. NCBI's taxonomy places the organism in Eukaryota, Metazoa, Rotifera, Eurotatoria, Adinetida, Adinetidae.